AUGUCAAAUAGAUAUAGAAACUCAAGCUCGUACGAAAAUGCAAACUUACCACUUUUAUCUUCAUCAAUUCCAGACAGUCAACAAUUGCAACAUAUACAAUUAAAACAAUAUAAUGAAUUCCAAACAAAUUAUUUCAAAAUUCAAAAAUUAAUUAAUAAAAAAGUAAAUUUAAGUUUGAAAUAUGAACAAUUGAAAACUCCAGAAAUAUACUCAACUUUAAUCAAACCAAUAAGUAAUGAAAUUAUAUCAAUAGUUAAAGAAAACAAAACACAAUUCACAAUCAAAAAUGAUCUAAAAAUAUCAAUAUUCACCAUAUAUAUUUUAUUAUUAUUAAAAUACGAAUACUUAAUUCAACUGGAAAAUAAUUUAAUCCAAUAUGAUUUAUUAAUUAGUAAAUCUCAUGUUUGUGAAUUGAUGUCAAUUAGAAUGCUAAGAGAAUAUAAUUCAUAUCAAAGAGUUAAAAUUUUAUUUGUAAAACCACCUCCAAAUUUAAUUUCAAGUCAUCAUAAAUUCAAUUUUAAUACUUUGGAAUUAUGUGUAUUGUCCAAACUGAAAAAUUUCUUAUCACAACCUAUAAUAGUCCAGAUAUUGAAUAGAUUUUAUAAUGGUGAUCUAAUUUAUGAUGAUUAUGAUGAUUAUAAAAAACUUGGUGAUAACGCCAAUCCUAACUCAGAUGAUAAUGAAAAAUUAUUGUUAAAAAAUCAACAUUAUAAGUACUAUGAUGGUGAAUUAAACAAAUUUUGUGCUACUUCCUACAACAUUACGAAUAUAAAUCAUAAACUAUCAAUCAUUAGUAUAUACAGAAGGAUCAACGUCAUACCAAAAUAUCAAAACAUUCUAAUCAACUUGAAAUUGAUAAUAUUUGCCAUAAACUAUUUUGCCUUGAUUCAACAUUCUGAGAAAGAAAUACAAUUAAAUUCAAUAGAAAUAUUGUUUUGGUUAAUUGGGUUAAGUUUUAAUUUCGAAAUAUUGAAUAAAUUCUACCACAUCAAUUUUAAAUUCUUAAAUCUUAUUUUAUGGAAUCAUAUUGACUUUGUUUUAAUACUAAUAAUAGAUUUCUGUUUCAUUUUAAGGUUCUUCUUCAAUAAUCAAAGUUAUUUCAAUGAUUUCUUCAGCUUAAUUGGUAUCAUUUUGUUUCCAAGAAUUUUGUCAAUUUUCAACAACUACAAGUUCUUCAAUUUGAUAAUCUUGUCAUUUCACAAAAUGUUUUUGAAUUUAGUUGGCUUGGUAUUGAUGUUUUUUACAUUAAUUUCGGGAUUCUAUUUUUGUUUUUUAAAAUUAUCCUAUAAUCAAACUCCAUUCGAGAUUUUGUUUAAUAUGGUGAAAGUAUUUUUUGGUUUUACACCUUCAGUGUGGAACAAUUGGGAUGAUUUUAAUACUUUGGGAAAGAUAAUGCAAAUGAGUUAUUUGUUUUUGUUACAAUUUAUUAUUGGUACUAUUUUGGCUAUUUGUUUGAGUGGGGUUUUUAAUAAAACUAGAGAAAAUAUUGAGUAUGAGUUUAAUUUUUUCAAACUGAAUAAUUUGAUCAUUUACUUCAAAUGUUCGGAGUUGAAUCAGGAUUGGAAUGUAACUAAUUUGUAUUGUCAAGUGUUCAAAAUUCCUUUUAUUGUAUUGAUAUUUAUUUAUGAGUUCAUGUGUUCAAUUUUGGUGAAAUUCAAGCAAGUUUUCACAUUCAAAAGCAAAAAGUUGGGUAUUAUUAAUCCAAGUGACAAUGAAGAAAAUGAAGUCACAGACUUGAAAAACUUUACAUUCUUGAGGAAGCCAGAUUUCGAUCAUGAGCUAAAUUUUAAAACUUCAAUAAAUUUAAGAAAAAGGAAGCCAAAGAAUAAAAUCAUUAAAAAUUACCAAUCUAUAAGCACUUUGGGAUGUAAUGGUAACCAUUUGAGAACUGCUUCUACUGACUCAUUCUUUAUUGAUCAAUUAUUAAACCGAAAAUAUGGAGGUGGAGUUAAUAAUGCUACAGUUAAUAAUGUGACAGCUUCAAACGAUCAAAACUUGCAAAUAGUUGAAUCAAAUAGAUUAUUUUCAAAGAAAUACCAAGAGCAGCAGCAACAACAACAAAAGUUAUCCAAACAACAAUCAAAUCAACUAUCGUUUAAAAUCUCAAGACAUAAUCCGAAUCUUCAAACCCUACAACCACAAGAAUCAUACAUACCACAAACUAUUCCAAGUUCAUUGUCAGCUAUACAAACUCAGCAACUACAAUUAUCUACAUCACCGACAAAUAACGUAAACCAACAAAUCUUAAACAGAUUACUCAACUUAGAAAAUUUAUUAAUAAAAAAGAUCACAAACGAAGAUUCCAAAUCAGAUGAACAUAGACUCAACCAAAUAAGCCAACUAAAUCAAAUCAAAGGUAUAAAAACAAUAGAGAGUGAUAAUCUACUGAUCAAUUCAGAUUCAGAUACUGAAAUUGACUCAAUCCUUUCUAAACAACAAUUUGAGAUAGGGAAUAUAUAUGAAGAAGAAGAAGUUAUUCAAAAUGGUGAAGAUGACCUUGAUGAUUUAGACGAGGAAGAAGAAUUUGAUAGGACUUUACCGAUGAGAUUUAAUGGGUUUAAUGACAAUAAUGAUCAGACUAGUGAUUUUGAUCAAUAUGAUGGUGAAGGUACAUAUUAA
Molecule: messenger RNA, 2619 nt
Organism: Lodderomyces jiufengensis
Lineage: Eukaryota; Fungi; Ascomycota; Pichiomycetes; Serinales; Debaryomycetaceae
Gene: FGR29
Product: Fgr29p
Exons: 1
Coding region: 1-2619 (872 amino acids)
Source: RefSeq, a predicted model, not a curated record